Molecule: messenger RNA, 4334 nt
Organism: Aplysia californica (California sea hare)
Lineage: Eukaryota; Metazoa; Mollusca; Gastropoda; Aplysiida; Aplysiidae
Product: apoptosis regulator BAX
Exons: 6
Coding region: 198-830 (210 amino acids)
Biological process (GO): intrinsic apoptotic signaling pathway in response to DNA damage; extrinsic apoptotic signaling pathway in absence of ligand; regulation of apoptotic process
Cellular component (GO): mitochondrial outer membrane
Molecular function (GO): protein homodimerization activity; protein heterodimerization activity
Source: RefSeq, a predicted model, not a curated record
CUCCCUUUCCAUCGUACAAUAAAAUGAAUCUGAAGCACGGUCGAGCAAAGACAAUAGGCUGAGAGAAGGACAUUCGGUGUUAAAAAACCUAAUGACGAUAUUGAAGCGUAUUUUUUCAUAGUUUUCCCGCUAUCUGACUUAAAUCUGAACUUUAUGUAGAUUCUAGUUAAACUGUUAUCAUUUCAGAAAUCAGAGCAAUGACAAGCAAAGAACAGAAACCCUUUUUCGCUGGAGGUGACAUCAUUCCAGGUUCUGGAAAUUCCAGGCAACGGUUGAGCGAAGAUGACGUCACCAAUCAGGGACGCUACCUCCUCAAUAACUUCAUUUAUGAACGAAUGAAAAAUGAUGGCUUGGAAAAUAUUCCUGGAAUGGAGCAGCUGCAAGAGCCCGGGACACCCAGAGGCCCCCCCAUGGAACAUGUCCGUGAGAUUGGCAGAGCUCUCCGUUUCAUUGGUGACGAUUUGGACAAAGAUCAAACUUUGCAAGAUGCAAUCUCGAUGGUCCCCCCAGAGGCAGAGCGGGCAACACUAUUAAAUGUAGCCAGGAAUAUAUUUGAAGAUGGCGUCUUCAACUGGGGUCGUGUUGUGGCUCUUUUUUACUAUGCUUACAAAGUAUGCUCUAAGGCUUUGGACAGAAUACCCCUGGUGCGUGCCAUCAUCAAUCUGAUCGUGGACUUUAUGAGAGAGCAUGUUGUCAAGUGGAUCAUUGAGAGAGGAGGAUGGGAAGCAAUUCGAGAAUACUUUGGCACGUCAUCCAAACAGAUUGGUCUGAUCGUUGGUGCCAGUGCCGUGGCUGUCUUUGGCGUUUAUUUGUACAAGAACUGGUUUUGAUGACGGCUCCCAUUGUGUCUUUGUCUUGGUUUUAUGUUUUAUUUAUUUUUUUGUUGUUGUUUGUUAUUAGGCAGGAGGUUUGAGAGAGAGAGAGAGAGAGAGAGAGAGAGAGAGAGAAAUAAAGAGAUAUGGAGAGAGGGAUGAGGUUACAGAGGGUGUGUGUACCUGCAUGUAUGUAUGUAUGUAUGUAUGUAUGGAUGUACUUUUGUGUGUAUGUGUUGGAGAGUGAAGGAAGGAGCGUGAGAAGGGGAGAGAGAGGGAAUAAAUGUUAUUUAGAUGGAUAUGAUAGUUGACAGGAGGUAAAUACAUCUAAAGAAAUAAUAUUUACAGUUGGGAAGACGUAUUGUGAAUGAAGGGAAGUGAAUAGAGACGGUGGAUUGUGGGUGUAAAUCACAAGGAGUGAGACAUUUGGUAUUUUAUUUGUCGAAGAAAGCAAGCAACAGAAAGACUAAUACUACUGUUACACGCACUGUCAGGAAAGUUAUUGUGUUACUUGCACAUCAGUGUAAUUUAUAGUGUCACAUGCACUUUAGUGUAAUUUCCUUUGUUUGAGUUGAAAAUAAUUUUGCUCAAGGAAAAAAUGCAUGCAAGGAGUUGGACAGUUUUGUUGUAGAAUUUGUAGUAUAAUUGAGUUUUAAUGUGUGGAAAAAAAAAGGAUGGUUUUGUUUGUAUUCUUCAAGAGUGUAUUAGUUGUUUUAUUGUGAAUUUGGUUCUUGUAUGCUGGCUUCCCCCCCCCCCCCAUUAUAAUCUGUUUCAGUACAAAAUACUUAAGGUGGAUGUUAAGUCUUAACAAAGUAUCAGUCUGUGAUUGCUUUGGUGAACUGAAGGUGUCCCAAUUGGAACCUUGUCCAAUGAUAUUUCCAGCCUGUAGGUGAUAUCCUCGCAAAAUUACUGCGUUAAGAUUGUGAUGGUUUUCUUCAUGUGUUUCUGAACGAGAAAGCCCCAGCCUGGGUGUGUUGUGGCUGUUUUGGCCUUUUCCAACAGCAUUAACACAUCUCCUGUAAGAUGUGUGGUACCUUACCCUGUCUUAUCAAAGGUAUUGCUGGAGGAGACUUUCAUUUCCUUAGCCACUUGCCCUCUUGGAUGCUUCUCAUUUGUGCCAUAAGCUGACAUCUUUUUUAUUCACAGUAAUUUCGAGAUAAAGGUUUUUUUUGUCAGCGUAACCAUUUUAAAAAGGCGAUUUUCCGAACUUACAAUUCUAAUUUAUUAAAAAAACUAGUCACAGUUUCUCUGUGAUUUUUUUCACACAAGUUUGGUAACUGAUCAGGCUUUCUAUUCAGCAAAUAAGAAAAUUUACCACCAAAAAUAAAAAAAAAGUGUUUUGUCAGCUUACGGCAGAUUUAUGUGUGGCACCGAGGAAACCAGUUGGAAUGUGAUCAUAAAUUUUGAGAUUGUGACUUUUUUGCAUAUUUGAAAAGAUUAAUCUUUUUUUCAGUAUUAUGCUCUUGUUUUGAGAUUCUGUUCCAUCUGGGGCAUUCUGUGAAAAGGGAAUGAAGUUCCAAAGAAUUCUAUAUCUUCUUAUGAUAUUUCUCAGAGCCACAUGGGUUUAACUGGGUUUAACUUCUUGCUGUUAAAAAUUGAAAUUUUGGCUACAUCUAUGGGUAUGGAAUGCAACUGGGCGAUAUCUCUUCCUGAAAUAUUUUCAUCGAUAUAAUGCAAGCAGGGGAUGUGCUAAGUAAUGAAAUUCCUGGCUCAUUAGGUUCUCCUCCUCUUUUAAGAGGCCGGAUGUUGAGUUUUUGCAUAUAAUGAACAAGCACAAUGUCACCUCUAUGGGCCAGAAAUUAUGGUACAGCCGAAGAAAUGAUGCCAUUCGCUGCACUUUUAUUUGUUGUUAUUGUUAAUAUGUGCCAGUUCCCUCUAUUAAAAUCAUUUGUUUUAUGUUACUUCCAACAUUGCGUCCUUUUUAAGAGAAUUUAGCUCGUAAAUGGAGGAUAGGUGAUAAUUGUGGAUAUUUUGAUAUAUAUAUUCAUGCUCUCCAUGUUUUUGUUUUUUGUACAUGUGAAAUGAAGACUGUAGUUUGUACAGAAAAUUAUUAUGUAAGAGCGAAAUUACAGUCAGUUCAUUGGGUGAUAAAUUGUUGGAAGAAAACUAUUCUGGGUUGGGGAAAGUCUGGAUGGGGUUUGGGAGGGGGAUUGUUCAUUUUCUUUGUUUGAAAAAAUGUGGUUGGUUGGGAGUAUCUGCUUGUUGUUAUGAGUGCGUUGUUGAUUUGAAUUUCUUUUGUUUUGAUCUUGACUGAUGUCUUGAUGUGACGGCAAAAUGCCGAGUUCCUUUUAUGGGGUUUAUUGGAUAAAUUAUUUGCUACACCACUCAAUAUUCAUUUAUAUCCUGAGUUUGAACUAAGUGACUGAUUAAGCCACACAUUUUAUUGCCAGGUUUUUUUUGGUGCUCAGUUAUAGAUAGGAUUAUUGAAUAACCUUGCUGAUGCUCUAAGCAUCUAUUCAUAUCCUCACCUGCAGUGAGUGUUUAAUCAUGGCUGCUCUUUUGAAAGAAUAUUCUUACUGGAUAUUUCUGAAUUUGAGGAAGGCUGUGGCAGCGAAGGCGGUUCUUCUAAUCUUUUCACUAUUUUAGUGUUAUUUCUAUCCUUCCUUGUAUUUGUUUUAUCAUUAUUACUGCUUUAUUUUCUCCUAUGUAGUAAAAGCUAAAUGAUGGCGGUUUUACUGUGGAACAGCUUUGGUGAAAGCACCAAAAAGUGUAUAUGUGACAACUUUGUAAAAAUGUAAGCUUUGUAGUAAUUUCUAAUGCCAACAGUGAAUAAGGAAUAAGAAAGAAUACUGUAAUAACAAGAGAUUUUGAAGUGCUUUGGCAGACUGUGUCCCGAGUUAUGAUGAAAGUGACAGAAUUAUUUGUUUUCAGUGAAAAUUAGGUAGCCAGGAAUAUAUUGACGCCCUCGCAAUAAGAAGACAAGCUUACCUUUUUCUAUGUUAUUUCUAAUGUUUUUGAAGCAUUUCUAAUCAAAAUUCAAACCAGUCUUUGUCUGAACCUAUGAAAUGGAUAAUUUACUAUUAUCAAUUCAUCAAAUAAAAAUAAUUGUAAUAUUUUGUGGGUUAGCCGGUCUUAUCACAAGGGCGAUGAUAUAACAACUUUUCCCUGAACUUGACAGAUAUUUCUGAGAGUUAGACUUGGACAUAGAAUCCUGUUGUUUUUUUUGUAAUCAGAAUUUCUGCUAUGCACAGUCCACUUUGUAUAAAAGAUGUCAAUUUGUAAUCAGGGAUUAUUGUAAGAUAGAUUAUUAUCUUUGCAAGCAUAAUAAAACCAUACACUUUAGCAUGUUUAUCUGAAGGGAUUUUAGUUAUCUUACACGUUGACAGAAACUGUUCAUAUAUAUAUAUAUGUAUGUAUGGAGCAGUUGUUUGACAAAAACGCUAAAACUGUUUCUUUUUUUUUAGCAUAUAAACGUUUAUGUGAGAAUACUUGAAGGAAGAAUAGAUGUGCUGCACCGACUGACAAAAGCACUGAGUCUGUUACUAUUUUUAGUGGAGGAAUAAUAAAGUGUAUCACAUCUUA